Messenger RNA from Trichoplusia ni (cabbage looper), 1989 nucleotides. RefSeq lists its product as uncharacterized. NCBI's taxonomy places the organism in Eukaryota, Metazoa, Arthropoda, Insecta, Lepidoptera, Noctuidae. The transcript is spliced from 2 exons. The record is from RefSeq and is a predicted model, not a curated record. Bases 1076 to 1648 code for a protein of 190 amino acids.
AAACUGGACAAAUCAUCUAAGCGAAAAGUCAGAUGAUUGUACAUCUGACUUUUCGGAUUUCUACAUUGAUUUAAAUCAAUGGAUUUCUAUAUCCUAUUUUCCCACCAUCAAUUUCUCAUACCAAUAAAGCUAAGAAGUAAAAUCAAAUAUUGGUGUCUUAAUUAAGAGAUGAUUAAGUCACAAAUAUUCUUUUCCAGUGCGCGCUAACUUGUACCUACUCGAAUAUAUUUGCAAACAUUCGGUUAUCUACCCCACUUUCACCCCGCAACUAUGAAUCGGGUCAGCAACUUUUGUUUAUGUUAUAAUUUUGUUGUACCUCUUUUUGCGGCUGGAGUUAUAAUGUCUUACGAUAUCUAAUAAUGCGAAACCCAAAAUAACGUUUAAAACUAAGCGCCGUAAUUUAUUCGACACAAACUUACUUAUAAGUACAGUAGUUUUGGUCGGAAUUUAUUAAAAUCCUGUCUUAUUUCCCCUUCAAAGCUAGGUAUAAUUUACAUAUGUUGAUGUAAUAUUACAAAAUCGCCAGACGAUUGCGGGCUAAAUGAAUAGCUUAUGUCCUUUAUAACCUACUUAAUAAGUCAGGAACAGAAAUUACUGUAAAACAUUUGAAUAUUAUCUUCUCUAUAGGGCAAAAUCCUACACAAGCUUAGCGUUCAAUAAUUAGCUAGCAUGUAGGGUGAAAUCAAACAGGUAGAGGUAGGCACUAUAGGUAGAAGGGUGGUACAUGUUUCAUAGAUAUCCUGCGCGGGAAACGCGCAGAAAGGGAUGUUUACUCUUUGGCCUCGCUUCCACUCUCGUAUCAUCGAUCACGGGCCAUAACACCCCUGAUAACACCAUUUUAUACAAUGUUUUGACAUAUCAGUCAGAACAUUACUUAAAACAAGUGUUCUGUGUAUUCGAGUCGUAAAAAUUGAAGAAUAGGACUUUCAGGGUUAAAUUAUUGAUUAUUCGCAACAGAAUCAACGAGAUAUACUCAAACUGUUGUAUUGAACCGAGCUUACGACAUUGUGAACGACCAUUUUAUACUGUUGCAUACGUAAAGCUGAGAACGCAGGUUAACGCCGGAACACGCAAGAUGGAUUACAGGGACAACAUACAAAACCAACCUGAAGAACAAGAGACAGAAUUCAUAAUCGAUCCAAACGAGAAUCCGGCUCCGAUGACGGGGCCAGACCAAGAGGUCUUUCAUGUGAGGGUGCGCCCCACUCCUUCCGGGCUUCUUUCUAUUAACGUCAUAGGGACGCAGCCCGUUGAAGUGGUGCGACGAAACUGCCCUAUGACUACUGGUCUGAUUAGCCCGGUCUCGUCGAGCUCGUCGAUGACCGGUGAGGCACCGCAGUGGCCGGCAGGAGAGUCUAGUAGGGAUGCGAGGGAGGCUAGGGAGAUGAGAGACAUGAGGGACCAGAUGGAGUCAUCUGACGAGGAAUACGCAAGGAUCGUUCGCAAAUCUGAGUUACUGGGAGCACCCUACGAGAACGCCUCACAGGGACACCCCAGUGACGAGGACCCGAUCGACAGCUUCAUCCACUUCGUGAGGUCCCUCCUCAGGAGUUUCCAGGAUGACGAACUGAAGCUAAAAGUAAUGGACGACAUUUCUCAAACGGUUAUCAAUGCUAAGUCUGAGGAGAUUAAACGUAUUAAAAAGUAAAUGUUUCUUGAUGUGGUAUAUUAUUGUUAGACGAAAAUUGAUCAUCUUUCUUGACAUAUUGUAUUUCAUUCAUUCAAUAAAUGUUAUUAUAAGGUAAAUUUGCACUUUUACUAUGGAUAGGUAUUAGGUGUAUGCCUUUCGUGGAUUUCUUCUAAGACGUAGUAAACAUAUUUUAAACACGUUUAUUUUACCUUUUGGGACUUUCAAGGGUCAUAAAAAUGAAACCAAGUAUAUUUCGGCAACCGUUUAUUCAUAAGUCACCCCUGCUUACUAGCAAAGUUGUCUUUAACCUAUAAUGUAAUCUAAUUAUACAAAGUUCCUGCGCCUCAACUUUACGACUG